This is a messenger RNA of Fragaria vesca subsp. vesca, 2078 nucleotides long. Its product is annotated as vacuolar amino acid transporter 1-like. The transcript has 12 exons. Lineage: Eukaryota; Viridiplantae; Streptophyta; Magnoliopsida; Rosales; Rosaceae. The record is from RefSeq and is a predicted model, not a curated record. Gene Ontology annotation, cellular component: plasma membrane. Bases 276 to 1925 code for a protein of 549 amino acids.
GUGUGAUUUUAGUCUGAGCUGUUAGUACCAUAUAAGCUUAUAUAUAAUUAGUUGGCAAUUUAUAUAUUUUUUCUGUUUUUGCUACAAUUUUGGGACAUGUUUCUUCCAUAUACGAAACAAUGUGUUGUGUUUAUAAGCUAACUUUGUUUUCAAGUCUGAUAAUUGACCCUUUAUAUCUGAAGGAAGAUGUGUAUAAAUCUUAAGAAAGCUGUGAUUCGUUUCUACGUGUGUUUUGCAUUAGGAUAAGUAUUUUAGAGGAAGAUUUGAAUAAGGAGAUGAAGAACUCGGUGUCAGAUCACUGCUUUUACAUUGACAGUGAAGGAGAUGAUGAUGAGGAGAAGGAAAACAGAAGCGUAGAAGAUGGGAAUGAGUCUGAUUUCUCGGGUUGGGAAGCCGAGCAGCGCCAGGAGCAGCAGUUUCAGCCAAGUUCUUACAAUACACAAUGGCCUCAGAGUUACAGGCAAUCUAUUGACAUGUAUAGUAGUGUACCAUCCCCUAGCAUUGGGAUUCUAGGCACUCCACUAUCAAAAUUAGGAGACUCAUUUCUUUCCUCAUCGUAUCUCUCCUCAUCACUAACGAGAAGGCAGACUCCUGAGACAUUACCAUUUUUGGCAAAACCUCCGGUACCUACUCUUGGUGAGCAACAACAUGAGAGACCAAGUUCUCAAUCUGUACACUCACAAAUUCCUUCAAGGAGGUCUUCAAUAAGAAAAGAUGAUAGACCGAGGAUUGACCAUCAUCCAAUGUCUAGCCAGAGCUCAUUCGCACAAGCUGUGCUUAAUGGUAUCAAUGUUCUUUGUGGCGUGGGAAUUCUAUCGACACCAUAUGCAGUCAAAGAAGGAGGAUGGAUUGGGCUCUCCAUUUUGUUUAUUUUUGCAGUGCUGUCGUUCUACACUGGAUUGCUUCUGCGUUACUGCUUGGAUAGUCAACCUGAGCUUGAGACUUACCCGGAUAUUGGCCAGGCUGCAUUUGGUACCCCAGGUCGUAUUGCCAUAUCGAUAGUACUGUAUGUGGAAUUAUAUGUUUCUUGCAUAGACUAUAUAAUUAUGGAGGGUGACAACUUGUCCUCACUAUUCCCAAAUACACACCUGAACUUGGGUGGAUUUGAGUUAAAUGCACACGUUCUGUUUGCGAUUUUCACCACCCUUGCUGUUCUACCUACUGUUUGGCUUCGAGACCUCAGUGUGCUCAGCUAUAUUUCAGCUGGCGGAGUUAUUGCGACCAUCUUGGUACUGCUUUGCUUGUUUUGGGUUGGUCUAGUAGAUGAUGUCGGCUUUGAGAGCAAAGGGACUCCACUGAACCUUGCGACUCUCCCCGUUGCUAUGGGUCUCUAUGGUUUCUGCUACUCAGGACACGCUGUAUUCCCAAACAUUUAUAGUUCAUUGGACAAACCAAACCAAUACCCUGCAAUUCUCUUAACAUGCUUUUGCAUAUGUACUUUCAUGUAUGCUGGAGUUGCUGUCAUGGGUUACACAAUGUUUGGAGAAGCAACAUUGUCACAGUUUACUCUAAACAUGCCUCACGAUUUGGUUGCCUCAAAGAUUGCUGUGUGGAGUACGGUAGUUAACCCAUUUACCAAAUAUGCAUUAUCUCUAAAUCCUGUGGCAAUGAGUCUGGAGGAGCUGAUACCGGCAGAGAAGUCUCGCAUGUACUCUUUCUUCAUUAGAACAGGCCUGGUGUUCUCUACUCUGGUCAUAGGUCUUUGCAUACCUUUCUUUGGUCUCUUGUUGUCGUUGAUCGGAUCUUUAUUCACAAUGCUUGUAACCUUGAUACUUCCUUGUGCUUGUUAUCUGACUAUCCGCAAGGGACAAGUUACUCGUUUUCAGAUGAUACUUUGUAUUAUAAUUAUGACAGUAGGUGUGGUAGCAUCUGUAAUCGGAACAUAUUCAGCUGUAUCUAAAAUCGUGGAGAAUUUGAGCAGCUGAAAUUUUUGGGGACAUUACUUUGGUGGAUCGGUGAGAGACACCAUGAUUCUGUAUUCUAGAUUCGUAAGAGCUAUUAUUAUACAAUCUCAUGGUGCUCAGUUGCAAUGUUGAGUUACAUCUAACUGUCUAAGUUAUGUAUCCCCCAUCCCCAUU